CAGAGCCACCAGAUCUCGAUGCAAAAUUGGCCGCAUGUAUUAUGGACAGCCCUUGCUGUUGCCGACUCCAUAACAUGAUUGGGUGACAACUUUGCAUCACAUUAGCUGUCAAUAAAUUGACUUAAUGAGGACAAAUACUUCUUGUACAGGCUCCAAUUCUUUUUCCUGUUAAAUUGGAAGCAGUGAAAUACACAGAACAGUGGCUACAAAAGUCUUUGGUGGGAAACUUUCUGAAACUGUACUGUGGAACAACAACUUCUAUUUUAGAUGUUACUUCAUGUACUUGUACAAAGUUUAGUUUUCGGUGUACUUUUUGAGAGGCAAACCCCUUGCUGCUGAACAAACCUGCAGGUAUCCUGCAGUCAAACUUGUCUUGCUGGAUUUCGUCGUCAUCUGCAAACCAAUCUGUUGUUCAGCUAUCCAUCCAGCGAGCAAAUCCAGCGAACCACUUCUUUGUUCUGCUCUUCAUUCACGGAGCAAACUUCUGCUGUGUUUCUCCACCCCACGUUAUCUGUACAAGACACUGAACUAUCACAUACUAAACACUGCAAGAGGCUGCACACAAGCAGGAAGAUUCUGUGUCAAUCAUGUGGUGGUACUACGCAAAUGUCACCGUCUAUGCCCAAGCUGCAACGUCCCUUGCUCAGCUGGACAUUCUGGUCUGUACCUUCUUCACCUGUGUCUUCCAGAACCACAGCGACAACUGCUCCCUGGCCUAUUCAGCACCCCAGAUGGACCAUCUACUGAUCUGGGAUGAAACGGGACCAUCUCCCUGGGCAGCGAUGAAUGAAUCCUUUGAUGCACCAAGCAAUGAAAGAUACAAACUGUUGAACCACUCAUUGCUAAUCCUUGCUUUUAAGAAUCCGGCAGAGGCUGACCAGUUUGUGUUUUCCAGUACUCAGACUGUGUUGUAUGGUUUUGUCCUGCCUGUCCUUAAACUAUUAGGGAUCCUAUCCAUUCUGUCUUUUUUCUUUACCCUUUGCAGAGUUGCCUCCAUGCGGAAUAUCACUAAUUUCUAUCUGACUAAUUUGGCUGUUGCAGAUUUGAUGGUCUUGAUUUCAGAGUCCACUUAUCAGCAAUGUGUGGCUUUGACAACACAAUCUGAAUUGGAUGCAUCAUAUUUGGGGAACUCAGCCCAAGCAGUUUUUAUUCUCUUAACGUACACAUGCGAUGUUGGUGUGAUUUCAUCUAUAGCCUUUGUAACAAUGCUGUCUUAUGGUAGAUAUUUUGCCAUUUGUUACCCUUUCCAACACCGUAAUCUCAAUCUGAAGCGACGGGCUAUACGGGCAGCAGUUUGCAUAUGGUUUCUGUCUUUUUCCGUGAAUUUGAUCGUUUUCUUUAAUCAGUUUCUGGGCUUUAAUGUACCACCAAUGAAAUGUCUUGUUUGGCCAACUGAAGAAAAGUAUAAACAUCUAUCAGGUAAUGGGCAUAUGUUUUUUAAUGAUGACGAAACUUUGAAUCUGGUUGUAAGUUACAUGUUUUUCUGUGUAUUCAUGUUGAGUUUGAUCCUCACAGUCACUUUCAAUAUCCUCCUUAUUAAGGGACUGCAUGCACCAAAUCCAACCGAUGAUCAGAUCCGAGGUCCGUCAAAACAUCUACGAAAAGUUACUCUAAUACUAGGCAUCAACACAGCCGUGGUAUUUGUCUGUUCUCUGCCCCAAGCUAUAUAUGCCCUCAUUGCAAUUUUAGUGCGAAGCAGGGAAGAAGUGAAUGUAAAUGAUGAUGUGAAAUGGAAGUUGGAUGUGUUGAUUGCUUGCCUCAGAGUCUUGAACUCUUCCAUUAAUUCAGUCAUAUUCAAUGCUGGAAGUGGAAGGUACAGGAAGGCCUUUAAGCAAGCCUUCUGCUGCAGAAAGAGGCAGCAAGUACCAACGAACAAUAUUCCUCUGCAGACAUUACCGAGAGCAGAUCCUGCAGAUAGAAUCAGAUUGCAGGAUCCAAAGGCCAAACUCCCCUCCUAG
Molecule: messenger RNA, 1958 nt
Organism: Patiria miniata (bat star)
Lineage: Eukaryota; Metazoa; Echinodermata; Asteroidea; Valvatida; Asterinidae
Product: kappa-type opioid receptor-like
Exons: 1
Coding region: 588-1958 (456 amino acids)
Biological process (GO): G protein-coupled receptor signaling pathway
Cellular component (GO): plasma membrane
Molecular function (GO): G protein-coupled receptor activity
Source: RefSeq, a predicted model, not a curated record